CGUCGUCAGUGGUGUCCGGAAGCUGUCGCAGCCAGCAGGUUUAGCUGUUUGUGUCUCUUUCGGUAACGUUCUGAGGAGGUGCAGAUUUCGGUUACGUCAGAUAUAGACUUCCAUUUUUUUUAUUUAUUUUUUUUAUUAUGGUGCUUUUUCAGUAAUUCUUGACGGUCUAACUACAUUUUUUUUUUCCAUCUGCUAAAAUAACACAAUGGAUCACGAGGAUAUUACAUUCAUGCGUGCAGAGUUGGAUCGUUUGUCUGCUGAGCUAAAGGAAACUACAGAAGAAAAGGUCCAAGCUGCUCAGUAUGGGCUAGCAGUGUUGGAAGAGAAUUCUGAAUUAAAGCAAAAGAAUGCUGACCUAGAAUCAGACUGUGAGGUUCUGAAGUUAGAACUAAAACAAAUGAAAGAGGCACUUACAGAGUCUCAAAGCAAUCAUAAACGAACUGCUGCUGAUGGUGAGAGUCGUGAGGAAACAUUGCUAAAAGAAACUGCUUCAAGGGAAGCAAAGUUAACAGAAAAGAUCGAUGAUCUACAAAGUGACCUCAAACAGAUGAAAUCUGCUCUCUCUGUCACAAGCUCAGAAAAUGAACGUCUUGCCACGGUUAUACGCAGUUUAAAGAAGGAGUAUGGAGAUAUUGAGAAAGAGAAGUUACAGCUGAGAGAGGAUAUGAAGCAGUGCAAAUAUAGAGAAAUGAGACAACUGCAAGAUUUCUCUGAACUUGAAGAAGAAAACAUUGCCCUGCUGAAACAAGUGUCUGUUUUGAGAGAGAGUCAGGUUGAAUUUGAAGGUUUAAAGCAUGAACUGAAGAGAAGAGAUGAAGAGAUUGAUGUUUUAAAUGGCCAAGUAGAUGAACUGGUGCGUUUAAAAGAAAUCUCCGAACGGCAGCUGGAAGAAGCAUUGGAGACCCUGAAAAGCGAACGAGAACAAAAAAAUGAAUUGCGUAGAGAACUGUCUGGAUAUCUACAUAACUAUGAUUCUAUAGGAAAUUUCCAAGUCAACUUUGAAGAUCCAAGUGAAGAUGAAUUUGAUAGUGGAUACAAUUGUGGUGGACUGGGCAAGUUAAAUGGAGAAGUCAUGAUGUCUACACCUCGCAAUAGUGAUAUAUUCUAUCCUGGUCCAAAGUUGUCUUCUGAUCUCUUUACAGAACUCAGCCUGACAGAAAUACAGAAACUCAAGCAGCAGUUAUUGCAGGUUGAUCAUGAGAAAGCCUCCCUGACUGAAAACAUGCAAGAGCUGCAGAGAAACUUGGAUGCUGCUAGACAAUGUUUGUGUAAACAACAGGAGCGAAACGAUGAGCUGAUUGAACAGAUUAAAGCUUUGCAGAAACGUCAUGAGCUUGGCAGUGGUACAUUGGAUAAUACCCAUGACAUUGUGAAAUGCAAUUGUGGUCUAGAUAAUACUGAUGUGUCCAAACUGAAAAAUGAGUUAAAAGUUCUCAAACAACAAUGCGAAAUACUUGAACAUAAAUAUAGAGAGGAGAAAGCAGAAUGGGAGUCAACCAUGCUAAGUGCUGCCGACAAACUCAAAUUACACUUAAAACUUGAAAAAAAUGAUCAAGAACAUUUGUUAGAGUUGCAGGAAGAGUUGAGGACUGCAAAGAGAUUAUACUGUGACUUUCAAAGCAAGCUUGGUCUGGCCCAGGAUGAGCUGUUGUCUUUUACGGAGGAGCUUGCACAUCUCUAUCACCAUGUCUGCAUGCGUAACAAUGUGACGCCCAACCGAGUAAUGUUAGAUUACUAUAAGGAUGGAAAAGGAGCUAAAUUAAAUUUCAGAAAAAGGAAGUCUUCAGAUUAUUUUGGAAAGUUUUUGGUCAACCCAGACCUGGAGAUUACAGAGGUGCAAAGCGGUGAGCAAUCUCCUCUAAGCAGCCCUGGCUCUUCCUUUGGGUCAGACUGUGGUGACUCUUCAAGAGAACCUCUUAAUAUCACCCAUCUUAUAGCAAUUGUUAAGGACCAAAUAAAGCAUCUACAGGGAGCUAUUGCCGUUUCCUGGCAGCAAACAUCACUACAAUCCAUCACAUCUGAAAUGGAGAAGGACAAAGAUGUUUUAGUGGAGGAAAUAAUGAAACUGAAAGCGUUGCUAAGCACUAAGAGAGAGCAAAUAGCCACUCUGAGGACAGUUCUGAAGGCUAAUAAACAGACAGCGGAGGUAGCCAUGUCAAAUCUGAAGAGCAAAUAUGAAAGUGAGAAGACUCUAGUUUCAGAAACUAUGCUGAAGCUGAGGCAUGAGUUAAAGGCUUUGAAAGAAGAUGCAGCCACUUUUUCCUCCUUACGAUCAGUUUUUACAAGCAGGUAAGUA
Molecule: messenger RNA, 2296 nt
Organism: Bombina bombina (fire-bellied toad)
Lineage: Eukaryota; Metazoa; Chordata; Amphibia; Anura; Bombinatoridae
Product: protein bicaudal D homolog 2
Exons: 7
Coding region: 206-2293 (695 amino acids)
Biological process (GO): regulation of microtubule cytoskeleton organization; protein localization to organelle; microtubule anchoring at microtubule organizing center
Cellular component (GO): cytosol; Golgi apparatus
Molecular function (GO): dynein complex binding; dynactin binding; cytoskeletal adaptor activity
Source: RefSeq, a predicted model, not a curated record